GGCUCGGGCACGGGCUCCGGCCGCCGCUCUCCCCCCGCCCCCCGCCCCGGGGCCAGCAUGUGGGAGCCUGCGGACUUCGAGCGCCACUGGAGGGCCGAGUUCCCCGGGGAACCGGUGCCCGCCAUGCAACUGGACUCGGUGCCGGCCAUGCAGGAGGAGCUGGAGCGCUGCAAGCUCAACCUGAAACGGCUGCAACAGGUGCUGGCCGAAGAGAAGUUCAAAGUCAUCUACCUGCAGACGGCCCUGGCCCGGGAGAAGCGGGGCUACGACUGCGGCCGCUGGGGGGGCUGCGGCGGCGAGGACGACGGCGGCUCCGGCUCCGGCUCCGGCUCCGGUUCCGGCCCCGGCCCCGGCGGGGAGGAUGAGAAGGAGGAGCCGGCGCUGGACCGGCCGGAGCAGCCCCUGGUGGGGCCCACCGCGGCGGACAGCGGCCCAGGCGGUCCCAGCGUAGCCCCCCCGGCCAAAUCUCCCCACUAUGUCAACCUGGCGUUUCCUGCGUGGCGGGGGGCGCCCGGGGAAGGGGGCGCCGUGCGGAGCUUGACCGCCGCCAUCCACCAGCAGCUGCUCUUGAGGCCCCUGGAGGAGCACACGCCCGAGCCGGAGCGCGCCCCUAGGGAUGCCCAGUCGCACGAGGAGCCCGCGCAGCAGUCCCCGGACCCGGCCGCCGCGGCCCCCGGCGCCAGCCUGGAGGAAGGCGAGGAGCUGUCCCCAGCGGCACCCGAGGACGCCGAGUCCGAGGCCCUGGGCGCCGCCGACGAGGGCGGGGACAGCAGCGACCACGACUUCGAAGUGGUGGAUCUUAACGAGAAAUUCGUCCUGGGGCACCUGCUCCUGGCACCUUGCCGCUUCCUGCCCCGAGAGGACGCGCCUGAGAAGUCCCCCCGGGCGGGCAGCCCCCACCGUUGGCUGCACCUGAUAGGGGGCAAACGGCACCGGCGCAGCCGGGACCUGGACCAGCUGGAGGCGGAAGGCAAGGACGGGCGGUGCUCGCCCCUGCCCCCGGAGGAACCCCACUCCCGCGGGGCCCGGGAGCAUCUCCCGCCCUGGAGGCGCAAGAGAUUCUUGGGGGUGCCAGGCCGAGACUCGCCAGGCCAUAGCUCCCCGGAGAGGGGCAGCGACUGCAGCUACAACAGCUCAGACCACGAGGAUGUCUCCUCUGCAGACUUCAGCUACGGAGCCGACGACUACGACGGGGAGGGGAAUGAGGAGCAGAAGGUGCCACCCGAGGGCUCGGAGACCAUGCCGUACAUCGAUGAGUCGCCCACUAUGUCCCCUCAGCUCAGCGCCCGAAGCCAGGGGGGUGGGGAUGGCAUCUUGCCCACCCCCCCAGAAGGUUUGGGACCUGUGGUGGAGGCGGGGAAAGGGCUGGAAAUGAGGAAGCUCGUUCUCUCAGGAUUCCUAGCCAGUGAAGAGAUCUAUAUCAACCAGCUGGAAGCAUUGCUGCUGCCCAUGAAGCCCCUCAAGGCCACGGCCACCACCUCCCAGCCUGUGCUCACCAUCCAGCAGAUCGAGACCAUUUUCUACAAGAUCCAGGACAUCUAUGAGAUCCACAAGGAGUUCUACGACAACCUCUGCCCCAAGGUGCAGCAGUGGGACAGCGAGGUCACCUUGGGCCACCUCUUCCAGAAGCUGGCCAGCCAGCUUGGCGUGUACAAAGCCUUUGUGGAUAACUAUAAAAUCGCUUUGGAGACGGCUGAGAAGUGUAGCCAGUCCAACAACCAGUUCCAGAAGAUCUCCGAGGAACUCAAAGUCAAAGCCCCCAAGGACUCCAAGGACAGCCACACGUCCAUCACCAUGGAAGCACUGCUUUACAAGCCCAUCGACCGUGUCACGCGGAGCACCCUCGUCCUCCAUGACCUCCUCAAGCACACCCCAGUGGACCAUCCUGACUACCCAUUACUCCAGGAUGCCCUGCGCAUCUCCCAAAACUUCCUGUCCAGCAUCAAUGAGGAUAUUGACCCCCGCCGGACCGCAGUCACUACCCCCAAGGGAGAGACCCGGCAGCUGGUAAAGGAUGGGUUCCUUGUGGAGAUGGCUGAGAGUUCGAGGAAGCUUCGACACGUCUUCCUCUUCACGGACGUCCUGCUCUGUGCCAAGCUGAAGAAGACAUCUGUGGGGAAACACCAGCAGUAUGACUGCAAGUGGUACAUCCCGCUGGCAGAUCUGGUUUUCCCGUCUCCAGAGGAGUCAGAACCCAGCCCCCAAGUGCACCUCUUCCCAGACCAUGAACUAGAGGACAUGAAGAUGAAGAUCUCUGCCCUCAAGAGUGAAAUCCAGAAGGAGAGAGCCAGCAAAGGUCAGAGUCGAGCUAUUGAGAGGUUAAAGAAGAAAAUGUUUGAGAAUGAGUUCUUACUGCUGCUGAAUUCUCCAACCAUCCCCUUCCGGAUCCACAAUCGCAAUGGAAAGAGUUACCUGUUCCUCCUGUCUUCAGACUACGAGAGGUCGGAGUGGAGAGAAGCCAUUCAGAAACUGCAGAAGAAAGAUCUCCAGGCCUUUGUCUUGAGUUCAGUGGAACUCCAAGUACUCACAGGAUCCUGUUUUAAAUUGCGAACUGUCCAUAAUAUUCCUGUUACCAGCAAUAAAGAUGAUGAUGAGGCCCCAGGACUCUAUGGCUUCCUGCACGUCAUCGUCCACUCUGCCAAGGGGUUUAAGCAGUCAGCCAACUUGUACUGUACGUUAGAGGUGGACUCAUUCGGCUAUUUUGUCAGCAAAGCAAAGACCAGGGUAUUUCGGGACACAACGGAACCCCAGUGGAAUGAGGAGUUUGAGAUUGAGCUGGAGGGCUCUCAGUCUCUUCGGAUCCUCUGCUACGAGAAAUGCUACGAUAAGACCAAGGUCAACAAAGAUAACAAUGAGAUCGUGGACAAGAUCAUGGGCAAAGGACAGAUCCAGCUGGACCCGCAGACCGUACAGACAAAGAACUGGCACAUGGAUGUGAUCGAGAUGAACGGGAUCAAGGUGGAGUUCUCCAUGAAAUUCACCAGCCGGGACAUGAGCCUGAAGAGAACCCCAUCUAAAAAGCAGACAGGAGUGUUUGGAGUGAAGAUCAGCGUUGUGACAAAGCGAGAGCGCUCCAAGGUACCCUACAUCGUCCGGCAAUGUGUGGAGGAGGUCGAGAAAAGAGGCAUUGAGGAAAUCGGAAUCUACCGGAUUUCGGGGGUGGCCACUGACAUCCAGGCGCUGAAGGCUGUCUUUGAUGCCAACAAUAAGGAUGUGCUGGUGAUGUUAAGUGACAUGGACGUCAAUGCCAUUGCGGGGACCUUGAAACUGUACUUCCGGGAGCUCCCGGAGCCCCUCCUCACAGACAGACUCUAUCCAGCCUUCAUGGAGGGCAUCGCCCUCUCAGAUCCUGCUGCCAAGGAAAACUGUAUGAUGCACCUUCUCCGAACUCUUCCUGAUCCCAACCUCAUCACUUUCCUCUUCUUGCUAGAACACUUGAAAAGGGUUGCUGAAAAGGAGCCCAUCAACAAAAUGUCCCUUCACAAUCUGGCCACUGUGUUUGGCCCGACAUUACUAAGACCCUCUGAGGUGGAGAGCAAAGGACACCUGACCUCGGCCUCAGACAUCUGGUCUCAUGACGUCAUGGCACAGGUCCAGGUCCUUCUAUAUUAUCUGCAGCACCCUCCCAUCUCCUUUGCGGAACUAAAACGGAACACACUGUACUUCUCCACGGACGUUUAGCACAGGCACGGGUGGCGCGGGGUCCACCACGGGGGCACCAGUCCCUCCUGGCUUGGCCCUGGGGUUCAGCACAGACUUGAAAAACCAAUCGACUGACCACCCCACAAAACCAGAUGGAGCAGACCAGACAAGGGAAACGGAUUUCUGAGAACUGGAAUGUGCGCGUCUCCUGUGCAGCCUUGUACAAAGCUGGCCUCGUCCUUCCCCCGGACCUGUUGCCCCGCUGUACUCCAUCCCCGCCCCUCUGUAUUUCUGCUCAUGUCUGAUGCCCCAUGGUGUUCAGGAAUCGUCCAGUGUAUAUUUGUCAUGAGGAAAAGGUAGUGGCCGACUCAGGCUGGGGGCCCAGACGGCCUGCUCUGUGCUUCUCUUUCCUCCGGCAUUUUCAUUCCUUCCGAGUCUAAAUGCAGAGGUUUUUCGUUUGCUCUGUGUGACUUCUGCCAAGCUGCCCUCUCCUGACACUGCUCCCAGAAGCCCCGCCUCUUCGCUUCCUCCACCGACUCCCACCCCUCUUCCCUGCAUGUGAAGCCUCAGCCCAGGUCCGCCGUCUGGGAGAGCUCUUCGAGGUGCUGUGUCCUACUUUGCCUCGAUGCCGGUGAGGAUGCCGGAUCCUGAGAUGGGGCUGCGCUGACCCCCAGGCUCUGAGCAAGGACCCAGGGACAACUUGGGAGCUGCUGUUUGGGCAUCUCUCUUCCUGGGAGUGUCCUUCCUUGUUUCCUUUCUCUGCUUUAUAACCCCAUCUCUAGGAGAGAUUUAUCACCUGGUUUUUCUUCCUCUGCUUUUCAGUUCCUUCCUCCCUGGUAUUCUAUUUCCUUUGCGUGCAGAGACUCAUGGCGGGUCACCCACUGUCCAGCUAGAGGGCUUGGGGGAACUCUUCAUUCACAAGGGUGUAUGUGAUCUUGGCCCUGUCAUUUCCCCUGUGAUCCUCAGUUUCAUCAUCUGCCAAAUAUAGGUCUUGGACUAGAAGACCUUGAGGCUCCUUCCUAUCCUCUAAAUCUCUGAUGCCAGGGAAACACAAGAGUUUGGGCCACUUCUCAUUUUGUGUUCACAGGUUGGAGAGCGAGAGGUACCAAGGGUAGCCCUGGGGUCCCUAAGGGGAGGGGUGGGAGGUGGAGCAGAGAAGGCAGCUCUGUGAGCAGGGACUGUUGUCCUGCUGGGGUCUGUCUCCCCUGGGGACAAAUAGGACUGGCCCAGGUACCCAGAAAAGGAGAAAGCCUUCAGCGGGCAGUAGAACCCAGCUCUUGGCACCUCUUACCUCUUACCUUUGCCUUAGACCUGGGUGCCCUGCAGCCAGGCACUGCCAGAGUAGCCCCUUAUGCCCUCAGGGAGAUCAAGUAGGCUCUCUGAAAUCCCCUCCUCCCCCGCCCCAGCCAGCAGGGCGGGGUAGGUCAGCUACAGCACUGACCCCCUCUCCUGCCUUGCCAGAGCAUGUGGGGUAGGAACAGCUGGAGGCCUGGGCAAUAUGGUUAGUCAGCCUCCAUGGUGCUGUUCAUUCAGAUCCCAUUUCUCCUGGCUGCCUGGCUUCUGGCAGUGACCUUCUCACCCAGCUACAGGAAGGGGGUUGGAAGAAGGGAGCGAUCUGGCCUCUUUGAGGACUGCUCUUCAGAUGGGCCGACACACACCUGGUUCUGGCAAGGGCCCGAUUGGCACCACCUAGCCAAACACUGGCAGCUCCACAGUAUGACUUAUGGGGAGCAAGCUGGAUUCUCACUCACCUGAGACCAGCUACCUAGUGCUGGGGAGAGGAGGGAAAUCCCCAUGUCUGUACCCCUGGGUACAGCCCAUUGAGUUUUCCAUCCACACAAUGACAUGAUAGAGUUAACUUGUACAAAGGCGGGGCUCCCUGUGUUGGAGCACAUUUGGAAGAAGACUGCCAUCAGUUUAUUCCUGGUUUCUUGGAAGUCUUGCCUGGCUGGUGCUCAGGGCCAAAUUUUGAACAAGGGCACACCGAAGAUGCAGCCCGUUCAGUGAGAAGCAGUUCCCUCUGUGGUCCUUUCUCUCCCUUGCCCAGGAGCUGGAUAUGGCCACGCUCUGGCAAUGUCAGGGAAAGGAAAAGGGUGAUGGGAGAGGGGACCCACUGGCAGCAGAGGUACUAGAAUACCAGAUGAAGAGGAAAAUCCCCAAGUCCAAAGGCCCCAGCUGCCCAGUAGCCUUGGCAUGCCAAAGUUAGCCUCCUGUAUCAUGGACCCUUUCUUUGGCUUCCAAAUCAAGUCCCAGGGCUGGAGAGAAAGCUUGACUGGGGCUGGCAGCAGCUGAAGAGGAGUGCUCUCACCCAAGGCCCCCCGCCCUCCCCCCCAAGAAGCCAGUGGGAAAAGAGAAGCGGCUUCUGGCUUCUUAGGGGGUCAGCUGCUGCCACCUGGAGACAAGAAAGCAAGAGAAAAGAGUCUAAGGAGAAGGUAAAAGAAUAAAAAUAUUUAUGUAUCUACAAGUCCACAAUGGGAAGAAAGGAUAGGUACUAAGCCAGGACAAAGCUGUACGAGAGGGAGAUCCUUUGGUUUCUCAAGUUAGGGACUGCUCAGCCCAGGCCCCACCCAUAGUAGCCUGCUGUGUGGCACAGGCAGUGUUAACAACAGGGGCCCAGAAAACAGGCUGCAGGUACCCUCCCUGGCUCCAUGUCGCCUUGCCCACUUCCAUGCAGGGGCCUGGAAGAUCUGGAGAGUUUUGCGCAUACAGGUAGGAUAGGACUGUUCAUUAAUAAUUUGACUUUAAUAAGUUCGUAAGGAUAUAUUUUUUUGUCUGUGUUGUUUCAAUUAUGUAGAUUAUUAUAAAUGGAUGUAAACCAUGUGAGAGGAAAAUGUUAAUAAAAAUGCAAAGCCCCAACAUUUGCACAAAACAGC
This is a messenger RNA of Trichosurus vulpecula (common brushtail), 6515 nucleotides long. RefSeq names its product ABR activator of RhoGEF and GTPase (gene ABR). The record is from RefSeq and is a predicted model, not a curated record. Bases 58 to 3681 code for a protein of 1207 amino acids. Gene Ontology annotation, biological process: protein phosphorylation; intracellular signal transduction; positive regulation of GTPase activity. NCBI's taxonomy places the organism in Eukaryota, Metazoa, Chordata, Mammalia, Diprotodontia, Phalangeridae. The transcript is spliced from 23 exons. Gene Ontology annotation, molecular function: GTPase activator activity; protein serine/threonine kinase activity; guanyl-nucleotide exchange factor activity. Gene Ontology annotation, cellular component: membrane.